AUGAAUGAAGAACAUCCAGACGAUGAUCCGUUUGAGCUUAAAGAGUUGGCUGUCAACUAUGAUUAUCUAAUCUAUAAAAUCAAUGACACUAUAGCCACGCUAUCUGAAAAAACGUUUCAAUCGAUAAAUAAUAAGAAUAAAUUGAUAAAUGAAAGUUAUUUAAAUGAUCAAUUACAACUAAAUGAAGAAUUACAAGAUAUAGAUAAACUAAUUACUCAAUCAAAAGAUCUUGAAAUGACGUUCAUGAAACUAGAUCAAUUGAAUCUCUUUGUUGAAGAUUUCAAAUCAAGAAUAAGCUAUUUAGAAGAUGAAUUCGAUAAACUUUGA
Molecule: messenger RNA, 327 nt
Organism: Hyphopichia burtonii NRRL Y-1933
Lineage: Eukaryota; Fungi; Ascomycota; Pichiomycetes; Serinales; Debaryomycetaceae
Exons: 1
Coding region: 1-327 (108 amino acids)
Biological process (GO): endosome organization
Cellular component (GO): BLOC-1 complex
Source: RefSeq, a predicted model, not a curated record